Molecule: messenger RNA, 6820 nt
Organism: Physcomitrium patens
Lineage: Eukaryota; Viridiplantae; Streptophyta; Bryopsida; Funariales; Funariaceae
Product: RAF-like serine/threonine-protein kinase PRAF
Biological process (GO): protein phosphorylation; signal transduction
Cellular component (GO): cytoplasm
Molecular function (GO): ATP binding; protein binding; protein kinase activity
Source: RefSeq, a predicted model, not a curated record
UUUUUUUUUUUUUUUUUCUUGUAAUUUCUGUAAAUUGAAUUUUCUUUUUGGCUAAAACUGUUUGGCCUUUUUAUUUUUUUUUCUUCUGUUCUUAGAAGUGGAGCUUGACAUUCUCGUUCUGUGAUGGAUCAUUACCAUAGGGGUCUCCUCAUGAGGCAGUGCUGAUACAAUUUGGCCGAGGGAAGCGAUCCGCGAGUGAGUAGUUAGCCCGGGUCCGGGCGCGGUCGAGAGGUGCGACGACGGGGUUUGUUGGCGGCGUUGCAGUAGGAAGGGAUGUGAACGUUGCGGGGUUUUGGUAGGAUUGAGGCAAGGGAGCUGGAGAAGUUUGCGGGGAUGUUUUGAGUGUGGCUGAGAGAGAGAGUGUGUGUGUGGCUAAGGUUUUGUGUUUCUUCGGGGAUUUGGCGUGGCGAUUUAGGGGUCGUUUGUGCGGCGAGGUGUGAUUUGUGCGAGAGUCUUUUUGGUGAAGUUUGAGAACCUAUCCGGGGGUAUGCGCGAUGUGAUUUGGACGGAAGUUUCUUGCCCAUCACAUGGAGCUAUGGAGUUGCGGAGAUAUGCUGUGGUUGAUGUUACGGUCGUUGAAGCUUGAUUGCAUGCUCGUUUGAUUGGAGUUUGGGAAGGGGGGGUUAAACGACCUGGUCAGCGUCUUGGUGUGCCGCACAUUCGUCCGUUUUUUUUAUUCUCGUAGAUGCGGCGGUGGAUUCUCUGGUAGGCAAGAAGUUUCAUAUUCCGGUUGGAGCCUUGAGUGUGGACGUUGCUUUUUCAUUCAGGGGCUUGAUCGUUUCGUCUCUACUUUGAGGGAAUCGUAGUUGCUGCUGGCGAAGGUCCUUGUGAUCUCUUGGUGUGCCCCCGCGUUCCCACUCUUGUGAGGAUUUUGGAAGUGCUGCAGGGAAUUGCCGUAGGGUUGAUUGUUCGCUCUGCUAUUUGUGUCCAUUGUCAUUCUCUCUCAACCCUAGUCUUCCUUUACCCCCCCCCCCCCUUCCGACUUGUCUGAUCUUUUGUUUAGGUUGCGGAGAUAUCCAUUCUGCAUUUCUGUCAGGGAGCUUCAUACUUUCAAGACCGGGUUCUUGAUAUUCUGAUCUUUCUCAUCUCGCUCAUUUCAGAUGAGGUAUAACAGCAAAAAAGACAACCGCGAUUAAAUAAUUGGAGAUUUAGUCGUAAUUAUAAGGAUUACAGGAAACGAUUAGAGGGACAUGCAGUAGGGAGUUCAGCAUUGAGGACUGGAACUUGGAACACUGAUGAUUGUCCCUAUGGCCCGGCAAGUAGGCGUCAAUUCACAGACGGGAGGGCAUCUUCAAGAGCAUUCUGGAGAUCGGGCUUUGCGGCCUUCACCAAUGGAUCAGAGUGUGAAAGAGUCGUUGCACAAUGGCCCUUCCAGCAGGCGUCACUCGGUUUUAGCUUGGCAGCCAGGUGCUGAGGAAGGAUCCCCUUCAUCAAUGGAAAGUAUAGCUGUUGGUGAUCUAGUCUACCCCUCGACGGAAGGAUCUAUACCAACGUUUCAGAAACUGAGAGGGGCAGGAGCUCAUCUUACAGACAUGUCUCCGUUCUCAGAAGACGAGGAUGCUCUGGAUCUGACACAGGACGGCUCACCAAUGUCUCACAGCAGACGAAGGAAGCAUGCUGGUUAUCCACAGGCACAUUUAAAUGUGCUGACGAAUUUUAACGACGUGACGCCAGAUGAAUUAUCUACGCAUUCAGAAGAGUAUUCCUUCCAUCGCGUGAAAUUGUUGUGCAGUUAUGGUGGUAAAAUCUUACCAAGGCCGACAGAUAACCAGCUGCGUUACGUGGGAGGAGAAACCAGACUGAUUACAGUGAGUCGGGACAUCAGCUAUCAUGAACUGGUGCUGAAGAUGGGAGAAUUGUUUUCUCAUUUCCAUACUAUCAAAUACAAAUUACCGGAAGAAGAUCUGGAUGCGUUGGUUUCCGUUUCUUCGAAUGAAGAUCUUGCGAACAUGAUGGAAGAGUACGAUCGGCUUCAGGCAUCCGAAGCUUCUCCAAGACUGCGCAUCUUUCUUUUUUCUGACAUGGAUCAUGAUUCUGUGCAUCUCAAUGAGUCCUUGGGAGACCAGAGGAAUACCGAACAACGUUAUGUUGAUGCGGUUAAUGGUGUUUCUGAGAUAGGUUCUAGAAAGCAUUCAGGAGACGGAGGCUCGCUUGCAGUUGCGCCUGUUGUCCUCGACAGCUUGAUUGAUGUUGGUGGUGACCCUUGGAGCUUUAAUCGGCCACAAGAUAGUGUACCUGUGGCUUUGUUAGCACCUCAGAUAUCUCAGGAUGUUGCCUCCUUGAUCCACCAUGUGCCAGUUGCCUUACCUGUUUCCUCUAUCCCACCAGCAUCUGCUCCGUCCUCUGCUCCCUCAUCUCCUCCACUUCUACCUAGGGUUUUAAAACAGGCGGGCUUGAUACCUGAGAUGCGCCUUCCGUUCCACCCUGAUCAACAUCCCAACAUGAGCGGGCACCAAUAUAAUGUUGUUCAAGUAGAUGGAAAUGUUCUUGAGACAGAAAAUUACGGAGGUAAUUUGGUCACUGGUACAAACGUGCAUGAGCACGUAUAUAACACCUUGGAUAUGCAUAGAGGAUCCGAGUCUCCUAGGAUGAUUCAACACGAGGGUGAUUUUCUGGGCGGUCAACAGGAGCUUGCCGCCCGUGAUGAUUUACGUCGUCUUCCUGAGGUUCGUAUGCCCCGCGUGCCUUCUCAUGGUAAACUGACGCGCCUCUCUGAACAGCACUCGGAGGCGACUUCGUCUACCAGACAACGUCACAGCUACCAGCAGACGCAGCAAUCACAGCAACAGGGCGGUUGGCCGCCACACUUGUUCGAAGAUCAGUCGCAUUUAUACGGCAGACGGGUGGAGUACAUGCAGCCAACGAGCGAUGUGAUGGUGCAGCCGAUUGCGCCUAUGCAGCAGCAGCAACAACAACAACCUCACUUUAGGGUUCCUUUCCAAAACGUAUUGUCAGCUUCGCCUAUCGACCAGCCCAUAUAUCGACCAGUGGAACACCAUAGUCAAGUUCAGGGGGAGGAGGUUUUUGCUCCUUUCAUGCACCGGUCUGUGUCUGCAACUGUCUGCAACACAGUCGGUCCUCUUGGUUCCACAGCUGUAAGCUCUUACAAUGUUGGAGCAGGGUCUGCCCCGUCAUCUCCAAGGUUCCAUCCGCCGAACAUGCAGCCGCAAUCGCAGCUUCAGCAGGUUCUUCGUACGUAUGGUGCACCAAAUCAUGUGGAGCAGUCACAGCAGCAUAACCUUAGACACCAUACGCACAGUGAUGGCACAACUAGGUUGAGGCCUGCCACUUCACCUCCACGCUACAGGGAUCAUCUUGGACAAAGUGACGAUAGACUCCUUCGACCACUUCAGCAGCCAGUAAAUCUGAAUUCGGAUGCAAUUCAACAGGAAUUCUUUUUGUACGAUGAUCAUACCAAUGGACACGGUCAAUAUGCAGAAGGAGUAACUAGAGGCCAAGUCCCCCAGUACUUAGGCCACAAUCCAUUUCAAGAUGGCCCUAGCGGCUUUUCAGAGUCUAACUACUCAGAAAUACAAGAUGGCGGGGAUGGAAGGCGCCAGAGAGAGCGGAUUCCUCAGCAGUCGUACCAGUCCUCGCAUUUCAAUGCACGAGAGGACUUUCAAGACCACAAUAUUCCCUCAGCUGAGCCACUUACGGCACCCUCAAGGUUCCAGGACAAACCAAAAGAUUGGGUUGUACAACAACGUGGUCGUGAUGUGGAAGAGAUCAGGACUUGGCGUAGUGGGAGGGCACGUACAGGCCAGAAUGAACAUGGCAAUGAUGGUGGUGGUGCAGACUUGGAAGCACCUAGAGAAGGAUUUUUUCAUUCGCCUGAAGAUUCUGACGAUCUCCUUGCGAUGUCGGACUCCUACUUACACAAGAAUGGUGAGAUAGUAGAGUCACUGGGUGCAAGUAAUCAGCAUUCUAGGGGUACUGUGAGUCAGUCACAUGCAUUAACCACUCAUCCGUCCGCUCUUGGUCAAUCAGCUGUGGAUUUGCCCCAGGUUCCUUCAUUUGCUGGACGGAAAAACGAACCAGGAUUUUUCGCGGAGUCGCUGCCGAGAUCUGUGGAAGUUCUGCCAGUUCUUGAGGACAAACCUGCAGUAACAGAAGCGAGUCAUUUGCACUCUGAAACUUCGUUCAACCAAUUGGCGUCUCAAAAGGAUACGGAUGAUAAGGCAGCUGUUGGUGCCUACAAUAGUUUGGUCUCUCAUCUCUCUGGUACAUCAAGUACAAGACUCGGAAAUGCCGAGCCUACAAACCCUGCUGAACUGCGAUGGAGAGGUCUUAAUGAUGCGAAUGAGUCAAGGGUAGAGUCUUCCUUGCAAACACGUGAUGGGACUAAUAACCAGGACUGUUUUCAACGUUCAUCUGGUUCAGGAAUCACACAAGGUCGGCAAAGCGGGCAUUCAAGUGGAACUAGGAUGGAUGUUUCUGACGAGGUUGCCUUGCAGCGGUCGCAUACUAAUUCAAUCAUCGCUCAAGGCAAUGGCACGUUAGCGAAAGAGGAGAUUGGUUCAAGUACUUAUAGUUUUCAUAAUCUGGUUUUGACUAAUGGAAUGUCUCCACCCACAGCUCAGCUUUCAGUUUCAACAGCUCAAGCCCAGGUUAUGCAACCUGUGACGACCAGAGUGACAUCUUUCACCAUCCCCCCCCUUUCAAUUAAGGUUUCGACGGAGUUAUCCAUUCCCACCAUCCCAAGUGUAUCUGCCAACACAAGUGCCUCGGUGGGUACUUCUAUUACUGAGCAGGAAGCCACCUCUAUGGGUUCUCUGCUUUUUAAGCCAGGACCCAUAAUUCCAAGGAUAUCCGAAACUGACAUUAGUGGAUUGAUAGGGCAGAAUGCAGACCUUGGGAGGAAGGAUAAUAAACUUUUUACGUCACAGCUUUCUGCCGCCGGGCACCUUGCCGAGGACAUGGCAUCUUCAGUUCUAGUUAGCUCGACGCGGGAAAUGAUUGUACCCCUGCCGUCCACAAACAAUUUACGGGCAGAGGAUAAGGGAAAUUGGCUUCCUUAUUCUCAAGAUUCUACUGCUGUUAUUCCGUCCAAUCUUUGCCAUGCUCCCACCUUCGGUGCGUCUAACUGGGACGCUGUGCAGAACCUCAAUGAUGUUAGUGCUGAAGAUGAUGACGAUCCAACCGGUACUCCAGAUAUUAUAAUCCAGGAUAAAGAUUUGGAUUUUCACUCUCCUGCAAUAGCGGAGGAGGAGCCAACGAUUGAGGAGCCUGCUGCUGAGGCUGCAGCUUCUAAUCAUGAGGACUUGAAGAAGGGCUCCAGUAAUUCGGGCACUGCAGAGGACGCUGAAGCUGAAGCCAUCAGAAGUGGUCUGCAGACUAUCUUGAAUGCCGACCUCGAAGAAAUGCGGGAGCUUGGAUCUGGUACGUUUGGAACUGUGUAUCAUGGAAAAUGGAGAGGCACAGAUGUUGCUAUCAAGCGAAUCAAAGCCAGCUGUUUUGCUGGUCGGCCUGCAGAGAGAGAUCGUCUGAUUGCUGAUUUUUGGAGGGAGGCCUGCACAUUAAGUCAGUUACAUCAUCCUAAUGUGGUUGCAUUUUAUGGAGUAGUCCGUGAUGGUCCGGGAGGAACACUUGCAACAGUAACGGAGUUCAUGGUGAAUGGGUCACUGAAACAGGUUUUGCAGAAAAAAGACAGAACUAUUGAUCGCCGCAAGCGCUUGCUGAUAGCGAUGGAUGCAGCUUUUGGUAUGGAGUACCUUCACAGUAAGAACAUUGUGCACUUUGACUUGAAGUGUGAUAAUCUACUUGUUAACAUGAGAGACCCUCAUCGGCCUAUUUGUAAGGUUGGGGACUUAGGACUGUCAAAAGUGAAACAUCAAACCAUGGUGUCAGGUGGUGUCAGAGGGACUCUACCAUGGAUGGCACCAGAGCUGUUGAAUGGAAGCAGCACUCUGGUUACUGAGAAAGUAGAUGUGUUUUCCUUCGGAAUAGUUAUGUGGGAAUUGCUCACAGGAGAAGAGCCCUAUGCGAAUAUGCAUUACGGAGCUAUCAUAGGAGGGAUCGUUAACAAUACCUUGAGACCUGCAAUACCUACCUGGUGUGAUCCACUUUGGAAGUCGCUAAUGGAGAGAUGCUGGUCAGCGGAGACUGCGUCCAGGCCCAGCUUCUCUGAGGUCGCAAGUGAACUUCGGGUGAUGGCAGCAGCUCUUCAACCCAAAUCUCAUGCCUAGUGAAUGCAGGAAGCGGAUGUCAAUUCAACUAUAGGGUUAAGUAGGAAACUGAGAGUGACAAGAACUGGUAUCAACACCUUGAAGAUGUUCGCUGUUAUGGUAAAGUAAGCCUUGCACCCCUAUGUGUUGUUCUUUCUGAGACUGAAUUACAGUACACAAAUUUGUAAAGAUUCGCAGGCUGCACCAGUAAUUGUACCAAAGCAGCCAGUUAAACGGUAAUGUUGUGUAUAGGAGAAGAGUUGAGGGUUAUUGUACAAAAUGUUGGCAAGCAACCACUGAUGAAUUGGCAGUGGUCAAGUCUCGUUUUGGUAGAUUUUGCUAGAUAUCAUCAAUAUCAUGGAUAUUGUAAUUAGUUCAGGUGCUUAGUGAAUGAAUUUUUUGGCCUUCUGGGGUCCCCUCUAUUCGUGGCUGUCCUCAAAUUUUGUCAGUUCUCAUGUGGGGUCUGACGUAUAAUGUUGUUGGAUUGCUGGAUGUGUUGCUGCAUCAUGGAUGGGUAGAACCCAGUCAUCGAGAUCUUGCACCUCAGUUGUUUUCAUGUUUGAGUGCGUUGUUAGAGCCUUGUACUUUACGCAACUUGUAAACCUGGGCCGCACAUCCUUGAGGAAAUCAAUGCUUAAUAAAAUCUUUGUUUUACA